Messenger RNA from Puntigrus tetrazona (Sumatra barb), 2940 nucleotides. RefSeq names its product E3 ubiquitin-protein ligase TRIM35-like. The coding region runs from base 509 to 1852 and encodes 447 amino acids. Gene Ontology annotation, molecular function: zinc ion binding; protein binding. The transcript is spliced from 6 exons. The record is from RefSeq and is a predicted model, not a curated record. Lineage: Eukaryota; Metazoa; Chordata; Actinopteri; Cypriniformes; Cyprinidae.
AUGAAAUAUUUAUGAAGAUGAGUGGUGACGGAUGUUAUGGGAGUGACGUGAUGGAGCUCAGGAGAUGCGGAUAACAUGACCUUGACAAUUAAUAAACUAACAAAUCUGCUUCUAAUAUUGAAUUAAUUUCUAAUUACAAUAUUGAAAUACUCGUAAAGCCUUUAAAAAUACUAGAAAUCGCGAAUGGAAUUGGGAAUCAUUAAAAAAAAAAAACAAACACAUAGCACAUUUAAUUAAUUUUGUUUGCUUCUCUGUUUCCUUUAAAAAAGUCCAGAAAUGUGUCUUUUUAAACAUGCAUUGAUGAUGUUCACUGCAUUGCUGCGGCCUUUCAAGAUCUGGCAUGUUUCAACUCAUCUUAGAAGACGAAUUUGGUGGCCAGGUAAAAAAAAAACUAAACAAAACAUAACACAAAGAGAAGUUUCGGUUGCUUGGGUUCUUUCUGGGGAUAUUUGAAGUCAUUCUGAAAGUGAAAGCGAUGUUUUAGAUUUCUGCUGCUCGUUAGGUGAACAUGGAUUCUCCAGCCGAAUACGAUUACAGCUGCCCGGUGUGUCGCGAAGUCUUCAGCGCUCCUGUUAUUCUAGAGUGCAGUCACAGCUUCUGUAAAGAGUGCCUUCAGAGGUUCUGGAAGAUCAGGAAAACCCGCGAGUGUCCCGUCUGCAGGAGGUCCUCGAGACACGACCCUACGUGCAACCUCGCGCUGAAAAACCUGUGCGAGUCUUUCCUGAAGGAGAGGAACGAGAGCGCUUCCCCGGCGUCCGAGGAGAUCUGCGGAUUGCACGGCGAGAAACUCAAACUCUUCUGUCUGGAGGACAAGCAGCCUGCGUGUUUGAUCUGCUUGACUUCACGGACGCACGACAGUCACGCGUUCAGACCCAUCGGGGAAGUGGCUUCGUCGUACAAGGACGAGCUCGACGCGGCGCUGAAGCCCUUGCGAGAGAAACUUCAACACAAAGAAAACAUCAAGGGAGAGUUUGAGAGAACCGUUCAACACAUCGGGUCUCAAGCUGAUCACACAGAGAGUCAGAUUAAACAGCAGUUUGAGAAGCUUCAUCAGUUUCUCAGAGAUGAAGAAGAAGCUACAAUCACUGCACUGAGGGAGGAAGAGGAGCAGAAGAAGAAGAUGAUGAAGGAGAAGAUGGAGGAGAUCAACAAACACAUCUCAGCUCUUUCAGACACAAUCAAAGACAUGGAGCAGAUGAUGAAAGACAAUGACGUCUGCUUUCUGAAGAAGUUUCCGGUCUCAAAGGAAAGAGUCCAGAUCUCAUCACAUCCGGAUCCACAGACACCUUCUGGAGCUUUGAUUCAUGUUCCACGAUACUUGGGCAACCUGUCCUUCAGAGUCUGGAAGAAGAUGCAGGACAUCAUCCAGAACACUCCUGUGAUACUGGAUCCAAACACUGCUCAUCCAUCUCUUGUCCUGUCUGAUGAUCUGACCAGUCUGAGAUGGAGUUUGAGCAGUCAACUAUUUCCUGAUAAUCCAGAGAGAUUUGACGAGUAUACCUGUGUUCUGGGUUCAGAGGGUUUUAACUCUGGGACACACUGCUGGGACGUGGAGGUUAAAGAUAGUUUAUACUGGAGUCUUGGAGCAACUACAGCAUCAAACCAGAGGAAGGGACCUGUUUUCUUUAACAGUGAGGUCUGGUGGGUGCAGUAUGGACUGGAUGAGCGGUUUGGUUUUCCUGUUAAUCAGAGGCUGGAGAGGGUGAGGGUGUAUCUGGACUAUGACAGAGGAACACUGUCCUUCUCUGAUCCUGUAACUAACACACAUCUACACACAUUCACAACCACCUUCACCGACACUGUCUUUCCAUUUUUCUGGUGUAAUGAUUUGAAAAUUGUACCAGUUAAAUGAAUACUGUAGUCUGACAAAUGUCAGAAAAGUGGUCAUUCCUCUAAAAGGGACCAAACUGUAACAUUAAUGGGGUCAUAUGACCUCGCUAAAGAGAACAUUAUUAUGUGUAUUUGGUGUAAUGCAAUGUAUUUAUGCGGUUUAAGGUUAAAAAACUGUAUUUUCCACAUACUGUAAAUUAUUGUUGCUGCCCUAUGCCCUGCCUUUCUGAUGUUUACAAAGCUUAUUGUUUUCAGAAGCCAGCUGAUUGGCCAGUUAUCCAGUGCGUUGUGAUUGGCCAAAUACCUCAAGCGCGUGAUGAAAAUAUAUAUAACUAUAAUGCAAUGACCUGUCAUGGUGAAAAAACAAUAAAUGACAUUUGAAACAAGUCAUUUGUUGCAUCCAGUUAGGGACAUAAUUACUGAUUAUAAUGACAUCUAUGUAAACACAACACCAUGUCAAAAUAUGAUACAAAAUCCAACCUCUACUCUACACCGCUCAAUUGGUUCUUUAAAUAAUAAAACAUACUUAUAGGCUGUGAGUCAGAAGAGCCAGACUGUCCUUGCAAAGUUGGUAUUGACCCACUUUUUAGAAACAGACUUCAUAGGUCUCUCUGCAGGUUUAAGAAUCAUUCUUCCGUAAAAAAAAAAAAUCACUGUAUACUUUCUUAUAUUUGUGUCAAACUGUUUUGGAACAGUGUUCUGGAACUUUCAACGAAACAUAGCAUCUCCAGAACAUGGCGCCGGCAGCAACGCUACAUCAAAAAUAGUAGCUCUGCCUUCUUUCUUUGCAUAAACAUUGUGGUCAUAAAAUCUUCCCACACAGUGAUGGUGGUGAGUUUUAGAAGGUGUUUUAGGAAGGCAUGGUAGAGUCUUAACUUUUAAAAAGAGUAUCUCUUUGGGUUUGAGACUUUAGUCUAUGCACAAACAGCUUGUAACACACCAAAGAUAAAGGAAAACUUCAAAGGAGAUGCAUGAGCUGGUUUCAAGAAAUCUGGUCUCCCAUGGAUAAUUGUCAGCUUUCAUUCUCUUUUUGGUGUUGGUCAAAAAAUUUGGCGAUGACUCUAUUGGGGAAAUCUAACACCAGAUGCUAGUGAUGUACGAUUCUUAAAA